AUAAUCCAUUGAUCAUCUGUGGAUCUGUGAAAAAAUUUUGUUUCUUUUUGUCCAAAGUGAAAGUAUUACUCGUCAACAUCGCAUCAUCAUCAUUUAGAAAGUUUUUCUUUUCUGGAUUUGAAGAAGAAACAACAACAACAAAAUAUUUCUUGUUUGUUUGCUUAGUUCGGGUGUUUUAGUUUGUGUUUUAACAACAACAAAAAUGAUUGGAAGAAUAUUCUUUCAUUUGUUCAUUAUAUUCUGUUUGAUUCAAUUCGCAAGGUCGAAAUUGUAUCCAAUUGAAUUUCGUUUACCUUUGUUGGGUUUUCAACCACCACCCGGUACACCAUGGCCAAAACCACGUUCAAUCAACACUACUGAAAGAUUAUUUUCAAUCGAUCCAAAUCGUUUAACAUUUACAACAAAUUUAAAUGAAGAAAAUUGUUCAGUUAUUUCGCAAGCAUUAGAACGUUAUAAAAAUAUCAUUUUAAUUGAUCCACGUUAUCAACCCGAACCACAUCAUACUGUUAUUGAAAAUGUACAUGUUUUCAUUUCGAAUGAUACUGAUUGUUCAUAUCCAUCAUCAAAUAGUUCAGAAGGAUAUUCAAUUUGGUUACCACAUCCUGAACGUUUAGAUCAAGCAACCAUUUCAGCGGAUUCAGUUUGGGGUGCAUUACGUGCAUUAGAAACAUUAUCACAAUUAAUCUUUACGAAUGAUGAUCAUCAAUUAUUAGUUAAUCAAACUGAAAUACAUGAUUUUCCCCGUUAUAAUUAUCGUGGUAUACUUUUAGAUUCAGCACGUCAUUUUCUACCAAAACGUGUUAUAUUAGCCAAUCUAGAUGCAAUGGCAAUGAAUAAAUUUAAUGUAUUUCAUUGGCAUAUUGUUGAUGAUCAAAGUUUUCCAUUUGAAUCGAAAAAAUAUCCAAAUAUAAGUGAAAAAGGUGCCUAUUCAAAACGUCAUGUUUAUACAACGGAUGAUAUACAGGAAAUUAUUGAAUAUGCACGUAUGCGUGGUAUACGGGUGAUACCUGAAUUAGAUACCCCUGGUCAUACACAUGCAAUGGCAAGAGCAUUUCCAGAUUUAUUAACACCUUGUUAUGGUGAUGGUAUUCAUCCACACAUACCACGUUAUCCAUUUUUUUCCGAAUCAGAAGUAUUGAAUCCAAUGCUAAAUUUUACAUUUAAAUUUAUGCAUGAUAUGUUUGAUGAAUUUCGUCAUACAUUCAAAGAUAAUUAUAUACAUUUAGGUAUGGAUGAAGUUAGUUAUGAUUGUUGGCGUUCAAAUCCAGAAAUCAUUCGAUUUAUGCGAUCGAAUGGUAUGACUGAUUUUCAUCAUUUAGAACAAUUUUAUAUUGAACAAACAUUACGUAUGGUACGUGAUGUUGGUUAUAAAUAUCUAAUGUAUCAAGAUCCAGUUGAUAAUGGUGUUGAAUUAUCCGAUGAUUCGGUGGUUAUUGUUUGGAAAGAUAAAUAUCUUGAUUCAUCAAUGGAUUUUUGGCAAAAUUAUAUACAUAAUGUUGCUAAACGUGGUUACAAAAUGAUACUAUCCGCUUGUUGGUAUUUAAAUUAUAUAUCAUAUCCAUAUCCGGGAAAUGAUUGGGAAAAAUAUUAUAUGUGUGAUCCAAGAAAUUUUAGUGGUACUGAUGAUGAACGUGAUCUGGUUAUUGGUGGUGAAGCAUGUAUGUGGGGUGAAUUUGUUGAUGGUACAAAUUUAUUAUCACGUUUAUGGCCACGUGCAUCAGCUGUUGCUGAACGUCUUUGGAGUGAUCCCGAACAAACACAAGAUAUUGAUACAGCAAGAUUACGUUUAGAUCAACAUCGUUGUCGUAUGUUACGGCGUGGAAUACCAGCAUCACCAAUAUUGAAUGGUUAUUGUGGUGAUUAUGAAUGGGAAAUGAAUGAUGAUAUACCACGACCAAAUAAUGGACAAAAUGGUUUGAAUGGUAUUUUACAAUCAUUGAUGCGUUUAUUUCGUUAAAUAUUUGAUGCUGAUGAUGAUCCAAAAAAAUGAUCAUUUUUUACAAAAAAAAACCUCAAAAACAAAGCAUUGAUUAAUUAACUUAUU
This is a messenger RNA of Dermatophagoides pteronyssinus (European house dust mite), 2044 nucleotides long. Its product is annotated as beta-hexosaminidase subunit beta-like. Gene Ontology annotation, cellular component: lysosome; membrane. Gene Ontology annotation, molecular function: beta-N-acetylhexosaminidase activity. Gene Ontology annotation, biological process: ganglioside catabolic process; glycosaminoglycan metabolic process; carbohydrate metabolic process. NCBI's taxonomy places the organism in Eukaryota, Metazoa, Arthropoda, Arachnida, Sarcoptiformes, Pyroglyphidae. The record is from RefSeq and is a predicted model, not a curated record.